Trichechus manatus latirostris (Florida manatee) is the source of this 6011-nucleotide messenger RNA. RefSeq names its product ubiquitin associated protein 2 (gene UBAP2). Lineage: Eukaryota; Metazoa; Chordata; Mammalia; Sirenia; Trichechidae. The transcript has 27 exons. Gene Ontology annotation, cellular component: cytoplasm; nucleus. Gene Ontology annotation, molecular function: protein binding. Bases 583 to 3933 code for a protein of 1116 amino acids. The record is from RefSeq and is a predicted model, not a curated record.
CCUGAAUGUCUUUGGUGAAGUGGGAUAUUUUCUUAAUAAUAGAGAAAAGCAGGAACACAAAUUGGAAGUUAAACAAACACAAAUAAAACAUUGCACUAUAGAGCCAAAGAGAGCACUUACGCGUAUCUGAAAGGCUCGGAAGCUAGGUGAGAUUCUGGCCGAGGAACAGAUCUUUCUCACCGGGUAUGAAUUAUACAGUGAUGCCAACAGCAGUUAUGCUGCCUUAUAGAAGAGGAAACGGGGUUGGAAACUGCUGUAUAUCUGUAAUUUAACAGUUAGCCUUGCAGCAUAGCGUAGUGGUUAAGAGCACAGACUAGAGAGCCAAAUUGCCUGUGGCUUGGAUUUGAAUCAUGGCUUCACCACUUACUAGCUGUGAAUCUGUGUGUCUUAGUUUUUUAUCUGUAAGAUGUGAGUAAUAGUAGUGUGUACCUCAGAGUGUUCUUGUGAAGUUUAGUGACUUAAUUCUAUGUAUGCAAAGCAUUUAGAACAGUACCUCGCACAUAAUGAACAGUAUUUGUUUGCUGUUAUUAUUACCAUCAUUAUUUAUUGGUUUUAGACUUUUGGGAGUGAGUGGACAAAUAGAUGAAGGACCCUGGACCCACCCUUGCCAGCCUAAAAGAUAAUCCCUGCACCACUGGCCUCGUGACUGAACAGCAUCUCUAUUUUCUAUUUUGUACAUACAUUAUUUUGUAUAUACUGUAUAUGAUGACUUCGGUGACCAGUGACCGUUCCCGAGGUGCUCGGGAAAAACCACAGAUUUCAGCAACACAGGCAACACAACCACAGAAACAAGUAGUACAGGCAACAGCUGAACAGAUGCGUCUUGCUCAGGUGAUCUUUGAUAAGAAUGAUUCAGACUUUGAGGCUAAAGUUAAACAGCUUAUGGAAGUGACAGGAAAAAAUCAGGAUGAAUGCAUAGUGGCCCUACAUGACUGUAAUGGAGAUGUGAACAAAGCUAUCAAUAUAUUGCUGGAAGGCAAUUCAGAUACAACUUCAUGGGAGACUGUAGGGGGUAAGAAGAAGAAUUUUGGAAAAGAAAGUUCAGAAAAUAAAGAGAAUAGAGAGAAGAGAAGUGAGAGGGAAACGAAUCGUGGACGUGGAAGCAACAACAACCGAAAAGGAAGAGGUGGCAAUCGUGGCAGAGAGUUUAGGGGUGAAGAGAAUGGAAUCGAUUGCAAUCAAGGGGACAAGUCUUCAGAUCGUGGCAAGCGAGCCCAUAGUAGAGAACUGGCAUCAGAUACUCACAGUGUAGCUCAGGAUCUAUUAAACAAAAGUUCUUUUGGUCUCAGAGGGGCCUGGAAGAAUUCUGUGGAAGAGUGGACAACAGAAGACUGGACGGAAGAUCUUUCUGAAACAAAGGUCUUCACUGCUUCAUCUGUUCCAGCAGAGAAUCAUGUCAUGCCUGGGCAAAGCAUUGAUCUGGUAGCCUUGCUCCAGAAGCCUGCUCCUCCCAGUCAAGUCUCAGAAGUCAACUCCUUUGAAUCUUCCCAACAGCAGGGCUUUGGGCAAGCCCUUGUCUUCACAAAUUCUCAGCACAACAAUCAGAUGGCACCAGGGACUGGCAGCUCCAGUGCUGUCAACUCCUAUUCUACUCAGAGUCUGUCAUCCGUCCUUGGUUCCGGAUUUGGAGAGCUUGCACCUUCAAAAACGGCCAACAUCACCAGCUCCCAGAUUUUGGACCAGUUGAAAGCUCCAGGCUUGGGCCAGUUCACCACCCAGAGUUCACAGCAGAAUAAUACAAGUGCCGCAACAACCACUUCUUCUUGGGACCUGAAGCCCACAUCAUCCCAGUCAUCAGUCCUUAGUCAUUUUGACUUCAAAUCUCAGCCUGAGCCAUCCCCGGUUCUUAGCCAGUUGAGCCAGCGACAGCAGCACCAGACCCAGGCAGUCACUAUUCCUCCUCCUGGGUUGGAGUCCUUUCCUGCCCAGGUAAAACUCCGAGAAUCAGCAUCCGGAGACAGUACCUCCACUGUGAACAAAAUUCUGCAGCUUCCCAGCAUGGCCGUUGAAAACAUCGCUGUGUCUGCCCACCAACCACAACCCAAACACAUCAAACUCCCUAAACGGCGGAUACCUCCUGCUUCUAAGAUCCCAGCAUCUGCGGUGGAAAUGCCUGGUUCAGCAGAUGUCACAGGAUUGAAUGUUCAGUUUGGCGCCCUGGAAUUUGGAUCAGAACCCUCUCUCUCUGAGUUUGGAUCAGCUCCAAGCAGUGAAAAUAGCAAUCAGAUUCCCAUCAGCUUGUAUUCAAAGUCUUUAAGUGAUCCUUUGAAUACCUCUUUACCAAUGACUAGCGCGGUACAGGACUCCACCUAUACAACUUCUGUCAUUACUUCCUCCAGUCUGACCAGCUCAUCCCUGAGCUCCACUAGUCCAGUGACAACGUCUUCCUCCUAUGACCAGAGUUCUGUGCACAGCAGGAUCGCAUACCAAAGCUCCCUGAGUCCAUCAGAGUCAGCUCCAGGAGCCGUCACGAAUGGACAUGGUGGUGGUCGAGGUCAGCAGACCCUAGACACUCCAAAGACAACAGACACUCCGUCCGCCCUGCCAUCUGCAGCCUCCCUGCCCAGCACCACCUCCUGCACUACGCUGCUAUCCUCCGCAUCCCAGCACACUGCCACUUUGCCCUCCUUGUCCCAGUCUGGUGACCUAUCCAGCGGCUCCCUCUCUCAGCUUAGCAGUUCACUCUCCAGCCAUCAGAGCAGCCUUUCCUCUGCGCACGCAGCACUCUCCUCGAGCACAUCACACACACAUGCCAGUGUGGAGAGCACCCCUUCCCUCCAGUCCUCGGCCACCUUCUCAACAGCAGCAACCUCUGCCUCGAGUGCCACCUCCUCAGGGGUCAGCCUCCCCAGCAGCAUGAACACCGUGAACAGCCUCUGCCUGGGUGGGACCACUGCGAGUGCACCCAGCAGCAGUACCAGGGCUGCGCCCUUAGUCACCUCAGGCAAAGCGCCCCCCAACCUGCCCCAGGGGGUGCCUCCAUUGCUGCACAACCAGUACCUCAUGGGCCCAGGAGGACUGCUUCCUGCCUACCCGAUUUAUGGCUAUGACGAGCUCCAGAUGCUGCAGUCACGGCUGCCGAUGGAUUACUAUGGAAUUCCCUUUGCUACGCCUACAGCGCUUGCCAGCCGAGAUGGGAGCCUAGCGAAUAAUCCGUAUUCAGGUGAUGUCACAAAGUUUGGCCGAGGUGACUCUGCAUCCCCUGUGCCCCCCACCACGCUGGCUCAGCCACAGCAGAGCCAAUCUCAGAGCCACCACACGGCCCAGCAGCCCUUUCUGAAUCCUGCGCUGCCACCCGGCUACAGCUACACUGGCCUCCCCUACUACACAGGCGUGCCCAGUGCCUUUCAGUAUGGGCCCACCAUGUUUGUCCCUCCAGCCUCAGCCAAGCAGCAUGGUGUGAACCUCAGCACGCCCACCACGCCUUUCCAGCAGGCGAGUGGUUAUGGCCAGCACAGCUACAGCACAGGUUAUGAUGACCUGACCCAGGGGACAGCAGCUGGUGACUACACCAAGGGUGGCUAUAGUGGAUCAUCACAGGCACAAAACAAGUCUACAGGUUCUGGGCCUGGCAAAGGAGUAUCAGUGUCCUCAAGCACCACUGGCCUACCUGAUAUGACUGGUUCUGUCUACAACAAGGCUCAGACUUUUGACAAGCAGGGAUUUCAUGCAGGGACUCCUCCACCAUUCAGCCUGCCCUCGGCCUUGGGCUCUACUGGGCCUCUGGCCCCUGGCACAGCCCCUGGCUAUGCGCCCCCACCGUUCUUGCACAUCCUGCCUGCCCACCAGCAGCCCCACUCACAGCUGCUACACCACCACCUUCCGCAGGAUGCCCAGAGCGGCUCCGGUCAGCGCAGUCAGCCCAGUUCCCUGCAGCCCAAGUCUCAAGGCUCGAAACCUGCCUACAGCAGCUCUCCUUACUGGACAAACUGAACCUUGAAGAACGGUGGGGCUGACCCCAGGCAGGAGAGAAUACACGGAGCCCGUAUCUGGGAGCCUAGCACCCUUCCCUAGAAUUCCUGAGACGUGUAACUAUGUUAGCCGAACCUCUGUGGGGAGCCUGCCUCCCAGACUCACUGUUGUAUGUAAUAUAUUUAUGUAUGUAUUUGUAAAUGUGAUAGAAGUCUUGGGGGAGCUGGGGUACGGGCUGCCGGUAGCUAGGCCUGCUGUCCCUCCUCAAGCCCAUUCUUUCUGUAGCAAAGUAAGCCCCCUUCCCUCUGCCCUCAGGCCUUCCACACAGCCCCCUGCCCACCCAGCUGCUAGGGGCAGUCUUUGGAAGGGCUGGUUCCAAGGCAGUUUGGGUGUUGGGGUCAGGUACCAGCGAAGAAUGACGACUUAAUGUCGCUCGCUUGUAAACAUUAUUUGAGGUUUUGCCCGUGUAUCCCUCUUUUUGAGAAAUUGGCCCUUGUGUCAUUUGUCAUGUUCCCCUUCCUGCCAAGUCUUGAUCUGGGAAUAACAGAAAUAGCCCCGUCUCAUGUAAAACUGGGCACCUUUUUGUCUUCAUAUAGAGCAGGGGCUUCUGCUUCUGGUCUAGUCUUGUCCUCAGAGACCUGCCUUUCUCUGGCUGCCCAUUUUUAAAAUAAUCUGAACUUGGGCUCAGAUGCUCAGUCAGCUCCCCUUUAAAAAAAAAAAAAAAUCAAAGAUCCGCUUCCAUCUCAGUGAGAGCACGUCUCCAUGCAAAGGCUCCUCUCUUCCAGUUGUCCUUAACCAGGUGGGCGACUGUUUCAGGGGUUUUCUCUUUUGCCCAGACUCCACCUAAUAAAGUUCUGAGAGCAUGCAUGGUCUCUGUGUGGUGACUGAGGGGUAGCUCAGGGCAGAGGCAGCCUUCAGUAUGGCUCCACGUACUGUACUUCUCCUGACAACAGCUAUAAAGUCUCGACUUCGUAUUCUUUUCUCUUGUCUUGGCCCCAGUCAGCGUCCAGGGAGUGAAAAGGUAAAUAAGGCUGAAAAGACAGCUAAACUUGACAGGGUAUAGACAGCGUUUAUCAAAGUUAACUUUGCUGUUCCUGCAACCCCUUCACAGAUGUAGGGAAAGGGUAGUCAAACACCAGGGCAGGGGAAUUUUUUUCUAAACCUCACCUGACUUUUAAAGUCUGAAGCAAAAAGCCAAGAAUUGAGAGCAGCGUUCUAGGCCUGAGAGAAUUAAGCAUGAACAGGCUCAGUGCUACCUGGUUAACGUGUCUAUCCUUUUGCUCUUCAUCAACCAUGCAAUCUUGAUUGGUGGUCAAGGGCUGUGGUAGAAGAGAUGACUAGUGAGUCAGGGUGGCAUGAAGUAGGCAAGUGGGUCCUGAUGUAAAUGUCUGCUCCAGAAAGUCCCAACCAACCACUCGCCAGAGGCCAGGAUUCUGACUUCCCCAGCUGUAUUCAGUUCUUCCCUCAGCAGAGAGGAAUCAGGGGCAUGAGCUAACCCUGUCUGUCCAGCAGGAGGUAGAUCUCCCCACUUAGCUACUGUGCUCCAACCUGGCAAGCAGCUCAGGGCCUAGAGGUGUUGCCCAAGGUGUUAAACGGCCUCACAUCAAUCCUAAAUAACCAGUUCAGACUAGGCUAAUAUGUGAACAAAAUGAGAGCUACUUCAAACCCGGUAAUCAGUCAAGUCCAGAAGCAGCCAGGGUCACAGGCUUUAUCUUUUCUGCUUUUGGCCUCUAAAGUCAGCUGCAGUGGUCAUUUCACUGGCUGCUGUUAACACACAGCUUGGGAUUGUGGCUAGAAAAAUGGGAAGUGUUCACAACUGAAACUAAACAGGGACUCUUAUUAAACAAUGUGAUGUCUCCUGCCUCACCCCUGCUACUACCAGCAGGAAGUUAGGAAGACAAAUGACAAAAUGCUUGCCAAAGGAGGGCAGCAGAGCACCCCUCUAUCCCUUUACCCACCUGCUCACACUGGCAGACUGUGCCCUGUUUUAGAGUUAGUUAAGCUUAAAAAAUGGCUGAGGUAUCUUUAAGAACCUCCUUUAAAAACUAGUAAAGAUUGGGGAUGGUUAUUUUCCAGGGAGAUAAGAGAGCUGGGCAGAA